Messenger RNA from Nymphalis io (European peacock), 2275 nucleotides. Its product is annotated as MAPK regulated corepressor interacting protein 2. Lineage: Eukaryota; Metazoa; Arthropoda; Insecta; Lepidoptera; Nymphalidae. The record is from RefSeq and is a predicted model, not a curated record. The transcript has 5 exons. Bases 90 to 539 code for a protein of 149 amino acids.
CUGGCAACAUUAAGUCGUACUUCAAUUUGGUUUCAAUACAGUACAGGCGUGAAUUUUAGUUAUAUUUUAAUCGUGUUUAAAAAUUUAAAAUGUAUACAGUCUCUAAAGGACCCAGCAAGAUUGUCGCGAAAACACGAAGAGGUCUCACACAAAAUUUAGAAAGAUUAGAUAGCCGUAAAGACUAUAAUAGAAAAUCUUCAGAAUCGGACAAUGGAGAAAUCAUAAGCAUGCCUAAACCAGUUUUUCAUUCCAAUGGCAAAAAAACUGUGCACCAAAGAAUACAGCACCAUGUGAUUACCCCACAGCAUGAAGAAAUCAUAAGAUAUAUUAGUGAAACUUGGACACAAACAGCAAAUGGAGACAGUGAACCUACAACACCAACAAGUACUAUUGGAUCCGGCAGUUCCUCACCGACACCUCCCUCAAACCUGUAUUAUCAAGAUGAUAACCCCAGUCCCGUGUUACAUGACUUCAAGCCAUUUGAUCUUGAGACAUGGUGGGGCAAGAGACUGUUCCAAAACAUCACAAACUCCCUUUGAGCCUCGAAGAUUCGUAGAAAUAAAAUGGGAACAUGAAUUUUUUCGAUAGCGUAAGUCACAAUCAAUUGCAGUUUACUAAAUUUUAUAAAUGUUUACAUAAUAUGUAAUGCAAACUAUUUUCGUGAUGCAAUUUUUCAUGCAGUAUAUGUCAUCUUAUCUUCUCAUUGUCAUAUUAGUCUGGUUGAAAUGAUUCUGAUAAAUCUUACAGGGUUUUGAAGAGAUGUCACAAUAUAGAUUAAUGUCUAUGAUACAUAUGUAUGUUUAUAAAUAGCUUCCGCUUUACUAUACCCACUCUAGUCUGUUUUACAUAAAUUUAGUAAUCUGCAGUUGAUUGUGGAUCUCAAUAGAUAACACCUUAUUUUAUAUCUUAAGAAAUCUUUCCAGAGCUCAAUUAUUUUUGCAACUGGCUUGCAAUGUUGUUUGAACCAAUAUUCUUUAAGUUUGUUUGUUUUGUUGGAUGAAUGUCGUUUUUCCUUUAUGAUAUGAUAUUAAAUUUUUACGAAUAUCCGAAUAAUAUAAAAUAUAUACCAAAGAUUUUUAAACAUUUUAAAAUGCUUGUUUUGCUAAAUAUAUCUCUUGUUUUAUGUAAAAUGAAGAAAUUCAUUACAGCAAUCAUAUUAUAUUAUUUACUAAGAUAUUUGUAUCCUGUGUUUACAGAAAAGUACAGAUACAAUAAAAAAUAAUUAUAAUUGUUAUUGAUAUUGUUAACAAUUAGCGUCAUUAUCACUAUUGAAAGUGCCUAAUUACAUUAAAACAUAUGCUACUCUGUGUAAAGUAUUAGAAUAUUUACUAAUAUUAUGUCUUUUAUAACACUAUCAGUAAAUAUGGAUUCAUACACAGCUAAAAUACUUUAAAUGCAAAUGAAAUUCAUAAUAUGAAUAAUUAUUGAUUGUUUCAUGACCCUAUCUUAAAUAAUGCAUUGUACAAAAUGUUUUGUUGUACAUUUUAACAUUUUUUUUGUAGUGCUGAAAAAUAUGAAAUUAUAUGUGAAAUUCAAUAUUGACAUAAAGUUUCAUAUUGACCUUAUAAAAUUUCUGCAAUACAUACAUCUCAUCACAUUUUUUUUUGUAUAAAAUAUUUACCCAUGUUAAGAAAUCAGUAUGUUGAUCAUGCAUUUUAGCUUUAAACAAUAAAAAAAAUUGUUGAUAUGGUUGGAAUGCCAUAGAAAGUCUUUUGAAUUGUUAUGUUUUAAGCUUCUAGUGCUUAAAGCGUGCGUGUCUUCCAUUUUGAUUGGAUAAUUUUAUACAAAUCUUUGGAAUAUUGGUUUUGUUCAUUGUUUUUGUUUUUUUUUAUCAAAUGGAUUUUUAUAUAAAAAUGAUCGAUGAUCGCUUAAAAAAUAUAUUUCCACUAAUAGUAAUAUGUUAGUUGAUUGUUUCUAUUUAUGAGUAAGCCAAAAACAAAUUAGAUGUUUAUUUACUGUCGAAUGCUUACCACAAAACGAUUCGAUUUUGUUUCCUAAUUACAAUAUGAAAUAAUAAUACAGAUCGAAUUUAAGUAUAUAUUAUAGAGAUUUUAGCAAUAUUUUUAAAAAUGUGAGCAUGUUUAAUCGUUCAAAAUAUUUUUCGAACAAUAAUAUUGUUGAAAAAUGAACAAAAACACCGACAUACUAGGAAUAUUGAUCCUUUUAGAUGGAAUAUUUGAGUAGUGAUAUAGCUGGAGGUAGAAUAUUUUUAGACUGAUUUAGUUAAUUAAAGUUAUGCUUUUUGUUGUAGUUUAAUAAACCACCUGACAAAGUU